This is a messenger RNA of Closterium sp. Naga37s-1, 1620 nucleotides long. The record is from the annotation of a GenBank genome assembly. Lineage: Eukaryota; Viridiplantae; Streptophyta; Zygnematophyceae; Desmidiales; Closteriaceae.
AUGGUGCACUACGUGGACGUGCACCUGCCGUGGUCGCACUCCCUCUGCGCCUGCUGCCUCCCCCGCAUGCUCCGCCCCGCCCCGCCCAUCGCCUUCCAGAUCUCCUUGCUCACCUCCCUGCGCAAGCACCUGCAGCAGCCUUACGUGUCCAACAUGCCGCCCUACCGCUUCGGCCAUAAGCCCCCGCGCUUCAUCACCGCAUAUUCCGCCAUCGUCCCGCUCUCCGCUCCUCCGCUCCGCCCUCCAGGUAGUGUUACUGGUGCCAGUGCUGCUGCCGAAGAGAGUGUAGCAGCGCCGACAUUGGCGCAGCAGUAUUGGAGGAAGGUGGACUCAGCACCUGUGGUUGCAGCAGAGGGGAUGAUGCUCAAAUGGCUGGCAGAGCCACGUGUCGGCCUGCUACUCGACCUCCAGAAUCUCAGGCGCCAGCUGGCAGCUCUUCUUCAUAUGAAUGAAAUAGCUGCUGCGCGUGUGGCCACCGAGGCUACAGGCAACAGCGCGGCAGGUAGCGCUCGCCUGUGGUGGUGCUGCUGGCAGUGCAGCCACUGCUGGACACGCUACCGCCGUGCCGUGUCCAUCGCUGCUUUCACCGUGCUGGUCGCCAAGCUCCCCCGCUUCGUCACUCUCUGGCGGUUGCACAUCCGAUCUGAUUCUGUCAUCUUUCCCGAGCUGGUCUUUCAGUUUGACGCAGGGCGGCAGACUGGGGGCGACUGCUUGGCGUCGCUGUUGCUGCAGGUGCUGGGAGUGAAGGGCAAGCAGCAGCUGGAGACCGGCUUUGCUGCCCACCUGCUGCUGCUGCUGCCGGGGGGGAGGCACGCGCAUGGGCAGGCGGGAGGGGCAGGGGAGAGUUGGGGGACGGAGGUGGGAGAGGUGAAGGAGUGGAGGGAGGGGUUGGGAGGGGUGGAGUGGGAGGAGUAUGUGCAGCGCCCGCCAUUCGCCCGCGCUGCUGCUCUCAUCUUCUCCGACUGUGUUGGCAGCCGCCACAAGGAGAGAGUGGAGGACGCUGCUGUGGAGGAGGCAAGGAACCGGCUGGAAGUGGGGGAGAAAGGCAUAGCUAUUUCUGCUGCUACUGCUGCUGGGUCAACAGGUGCGAGGACCAAGGGACCCGGCACUGCAAGCGGCGCCAGGCUAGUGCUCGUGAACAGUAACGCAGUGGUUGGGCUGUUCACGUACCGAGUUACCUGCCUGCUGCGGUGGGUGCGAUUCUAUGGCUUCAGGGUCAACCCCAUGGAGCACUGCGCAUGCUCCGACCGGAAAAAGCCAGGCGUCGCUCUCCCACAUCCUCUUCACGACCUUCCGAACCUGCUGCAGAGGUUCGGCGCUGCGCCCAAGCCUCCGACCGCCACAGGCUCGGAAGGUUCGGCAAUGGCGGGUUGGGAGGAGUUUCCGGAGGGGGACAGGGCGGCAGUGGCGGCGCAUGAGAAGGACCCCGGGGAGUUUAUGGGCAUCAAGACGUUCCAGCUUCCCGUCGGGCCGCCGCCCUUCGCCUCGCUGCUUCUCGUCGGGCCGCCGCCCGUCGCCCCGCAUCUGCACUUCUACCCCCAUUCCCCUUUUCCCGCAGCUGAACAGGUGCAGCAGCGCAGCCGAGCAGCAGUGCAGCAGCGCAGCCGAGCAGCUGAGUAG